Molecule: messenger RNA, 1803 nt
Organism: Bipolaris zeicola 26-R-13
Lineage: Eukaryota; Fungi; Ascomycota; Dothideomycetes; Pleosporales; Pleosporaceae
Exons: 3
Coding region: 1-1803 (600 amino acids)
Source: RefSeq, a predicted model, not a curated record
AUGGAGACCAUGCCGUCGUGCACAAACUCGCACACCAGAUUGCCCAAGCUGAGCAUGAGUAAGCAUGUCCAAAGAAGGGACUCGCUUUCCUCUUCGAGAACCCGAGAUUCUGGCUAUAACAGCGAUCCGGAUCCGCUCUCGCCCUUGGAAAUAGCCGUGGUAGAGCAGGACCUACUUCCCUCGACAUUUCCACGCGUGCCAAGUAUCCUGCUUAACUCUAAACCCACCUCUUUUCAGACACACCUCAACUUCGAUACCAUAAAGCGCUUUGGACGGGGAACCAUCUUAAGUGAUGAUGCAAAAGCUAGUUCGGACCGGGGAAUCUCAAGUCACCCCGCAACAUUUAUCCCGGACCGUGGUAUUCCGCGAAGCUUUCCUUGGUCCCCCGAGUUAGAGAUUAUCUAUGGCGACGGACCUGCGGAGAUUCUGCAAACCCAGACAGCUUCUCAAGACGAAGAUAUAGAGAGAUGGGUGAACGACAAUCUCCCGUCACGCAAUCGACCGGAGCAGAGGGCACUAUCCAUCGUUUCAAUAUCUUCAACCAGUAGCUGCGACAUGUACACAAGCACGGAUGUCAGUGACGAUGAAGAUGAGUAUAGAAAUGGGCCCUCAAUCGCUCAAAAACCGAGGUCUAUUCUCAAGGUCAUCGACUUGAUCAUCAGGAAGGUUGAGAUUAGCCUACGACAUGCAGCUUACAAACAGUGUGCGGGAAACAACACCCCAAGCUCUCAGUCCGGAAUCUCUACUUCCACAGGACACAGCCGCAAAACAUCGUCGAGCUCCGGAUCAAAGAGAAAAACACGCCAGGACGGUAGUUCGCCGCCAGAGGAUGAUGACGAGGACAGACCAAAUAAGAGGCGGCGGGGGUCGAUCGUAACCUUGGAUGAAUCAGAUAUGGGUGCGCGGUUCGCAUGUCCGUUCUACAAGCAUGAUCCGAAUCGAUACCGCAAUCGGCGUACUUGUCCCGGCCCUGGUUGGACGACUGUCCAUAGGAUGAAGGAGCAUUUAUAUCGGUCACAUGCUCAGCCAAUCUUCUGUCCAAUCUGCUACGCAAAAUUUAAGUCAGACAAGGAGCAACUGAAUCAUGUGCGGUUGCAGCAAUGUGAGAGAUCGUCCACCCAACAAAUUGACGGCAUUGAUAGGGAAACAAUCUGGACGCUGAGAAAACGUACCACUGGACUGAGGCUAGAAGAAGACAAGUGGAGAGAUGUUUAUCAUAUUCUUUUUCCAGGGGUUCCGACUGCGGACAUUCCCAGUCCAUUUUAUGACUGCGACUCGCCAAGUGAAGACUCACGAAGAUUCCGCAGAGAUCUGCUUCGUCGCGUGCAAGAGGAGCUGCACAUGGAAGCUGAACAGAUGCCUAGUCCAGUCGAACAGCAACUUCUACAGCGUGUCGCUCAAAUUAUCCGUCGUUGCGAAGAAGAUCUACUAAACCAGUCUCAUCCGCCUCACACUGCUGACUUCAAUACCGGUCGACGUGCUAGUGCUAGCUCUAUAGGCAGUUCUCACCAGGCCACGCCUGCAUCUGCGCCCAGCCCACCACCAUUCCAGAGUGAUUUGAUACCAGUGGCGCCGGUACUAGGUUCCCAAGACCAUAUUCUUGUCCCGAUGACGCUCCAAGACACUGCACAGUACAUACCUGAGCCUAUUGUAGACUUUACGCAACUGGUGUAUGAUGACCAGCCGUAUGAUACUUUUAGUCUGGGCAUUGAUUGGGAGGAUGUCUUUUCUCCGGUGCAAGACAUGCAAUGUCGGAAGAGCAGCGAGCCUGGUACCACAUGUCCAAGGUUUAUGUUCACUUGA